CGCCCUCUGAUAAUGCAGCAUGGGCGAAAAUACCAGAGUGAAGAGAAACAGCUGAGGAAGCGGACUCCCCUACUGGCAACGAUUUUGAACGAUUGAACUAAAAGUGAUGUUUCAACAAUGCCGAUAGUGGAUAAACUCAAGGAGGCAUUAAAACCUGGUCGAAAGGAGACGGGCGAUGAAGGCGACCUCAACAAACUGUUGGCCUCUUCUGCCAAGAAGGUCCUUUUGCAGAAGAUAGAGUUUGAGCCCGCCAGCAAAGGUUUCUCCUAUCAAUUGGACAGUCUGAAGAACAAGUAUGUGAUCCUCAAUCCCAGGAAUGAGGGUGCUACGGGACAGAAGGCCACAGAGCCUGCCCAAAUAAAGAGGCAAGUCUCUGAGAAUGUGGUCGGGAGCCAGAGCGAUGGGAUCGCUGCCCCACAGAAGAUGCUCUUUCCAGGGAACAAGCUGACCCUCAAAUGGGAGCGGGUGUACAGGGUGGGAGCCGGCCUCCACAACCUAGGAAACACCUGCUUCCUCAACUCCACAGUGCAGUGUCUCACCUACACCCCACCACUUGCCAACUACUUACUCUCAAAGGAGCACAGCCGUGCCUGUCACCAGUCAGGCUUUUGUAUGAUCUGUAUAAUGCAGAACCAUAUCAUCCAAGCCUUUGCCAACACAGGCAAUGCCAUCAAGCCUGUCUCCUUCAUCAGAGACCUAAAAAAAAUUGCAAGACAUUUUCGCUUCGGGAGCCAGGAGGACGCCCAUGAGUUUUUGCGAUACACCAUUGAUGCCAUGCAGAAAGCCUGUCUCAAUGGCUACCCUAAGCUGGACAGGCAGACCCAGGCUACAACGCUGGUUCACCAGAUCUUUGGAGGUUACCUCAGGUCAAGAGUGAAAUGCUCUAUUUGUAAAAGUGUGUCGGACACGUAUGAUCCUUACCUGGACAUCGCUGUGGAGAUACGGCAAGCAGCAAACAUUGUACGCGCCCUCGAACUGUUUGUGAAACCAGAUGUGUUAAGUGGAGAGAAUGCCUACAUGUGUGCCAAGUGCAAAAAGAAAGUGCCAGCAACCAAACGCUUCACAGUCCAUCGAACAUCUAAUGUACUGACCCUUUCACUGAAGAGGUUUGCCAACUUCAGUGGGGGAAAAAUAACAAAGGAUGUUGGAUACCCAGAAUUUCUGAACAUCCGCCCUUACAUGUCUCAGAGCUCAGGCGAUCCUGUUAUGUACGGCCUCUAUGCUGUUCUGGUGCACUCUGGCUACAGUUGUCAUGCUGGCCACUACUACUGUUAUGUCAAGGCGAGCAACGGUCAAUGGUACCAAAUGAAUGAUUCAAUGGUGCACUCUAGUAACAUCAAAGUGGUCUUGAACCAGCAGGCUUAUGUGCUUUUCUACCUGAGGAUCCCUGAAACCAAGAAGAAUGCAGAUGGGCAGACCGCCAAGCAGGGGAUGAUGCAUUCUGGGAAGAACAGUGUGUCGUCUGAACAGAUAAAGAGGGCCAACCUGAACGGGCCUCUCUCCUCCCCGCAGGUCACAAAGAAACUUGAGCCUGCUCAGCUUCGUAAGAUCCAGUCUAUGGAUGGUGGUUUGGGCCUGCCCGUCUCCAGGAACGGAGUGGGCUCUCAGCUGCAGCCCAGGAUGUCCAAUUGGACGUCGUCCUCCAAUGGACCACCUAAGUUGCCAGGUGGACCUACGGUUAUCGAGGAGCCUUUCAAGAAGCUGAAGAAACCCUCUCCCCAGAGUCAAGCGCAGUCACGCAGCAGCACUCCUACCCCAUCCAAUAACGGGGUCAGCAGGACGGAGGGAGAUAAAAAGCAAGGUGGCGAGGGCAGAGGCAUGGCAGCGUCUACCUCAUUCAAGUCUUUGUCUGACUCUUCCUCUGCCGACACCACUGACUCAAAGGACUCCAUGGGUCCUAAAAGUGCUCCAGUAGGAGAGACUCCCUCCACCCCUCGGAAAGGCUCCAAUGGCCUGGCGUCUCCAGCCAAGAGUGUAGAGCGCUCUCAGAGCACAGAGGAGCAGAAGACGGCGAAAAUGAAACCCCCGACCCUCAACAACAUCACAUCUGAAGCCACCAGCACCAUGUCACCUCCACCUGCCAAGAAACUGGCCCUGUCAGCCAAGAAGGCUCGCAGCCGGAGUCCGAGCAGCAUUGAUGCUCUGCCCCCUUUGCCACGCCAGUUGUCCAGAGAUCCCACGCAUCCAAAUCAACUUAACCCCCUCACCUUUGCCUCACCUCACACUCACAGAGCUGGUCCAUUCCAUUCACCUAAAGUCCAGUCAUCGCCUUUUGCCCACUUAAGUGGAUCCUUCAAACAGCAGAGCCCUCAGAAACAGUCCAUUCUUUCUACACUGCAAAAGCCAAACGUCAGCCUUUCUCUUAAAACCAACGGGCUUCACAGUCCCGGCCCAAAGAGCCCCAAGUCUUCCAACAACCUCAGCUCCGUGGUCCAAGAACCAGACCUCAACAGCCUUUCAGCUCAAAAGGUCAACCAAAAGAAGAAGAAGAAAAAGAAGCGUCGCCACUCUGAGACGGAAGGUGAUACACAGGCAGCCGCAUCUCCAGCUGUGGAGAGUGAGACACAGUCCAACCAUGUGGAAUCAGCUAGCGAAAAGAAGAGGAAGAAGAAAAAGAAAAAGCGAAAGAGGGAGAACGAGGAUGGCGAGAAAGCGAAGGAGAGAGAGUGUGUCCCCUCUCACCUGGACACGUCAAACCAGGAGGAGGAUUGGUGUCAGGGUGGGAUGUGGAGUUUAAGCAACCAUCCAGAUACUGAACAGUCGAAAGACAAGCCUCUGUUAGCUGCCACGACCUCAAUGCAACGCCAGUCAAAUCAGGAAGAACACAAAAAGGACUCUGUGUUGUUGAUGAAGAAGAAGAAGAAGAAAAAGAAAAAGAAGAUGCAACUGGAGGAGGCUCUGCAAGACACAACUUCAGCAUGCUCUGCAUCAGAAAGGAGUCCUGAGUCGAAGGCCGCAGGUGUUCAGAAUGACACGGGAGAUUUGAUAAUGAUGAAAAAGAAACUAAAAAUGAAGAAGAAGAGGCUAAAAGAAGAGGUGAGACAGUGGGAGGAGAGCAAGCAAUGCUUAGAUGGGCAGAACAACAAGCCUGAAGCAGAAGAGCCCCCUUCCAAAAAGGACACCGCAGAGAACACCAAACACAGCUCAGCCACGGUGGUAGUGUGGGACAGCCAAGUGAAGGACGGCUACAAGCGCAAACAGGCGCCAGCGGCUGAUGGAAGUGCAGCAGGAGACACCUCAGCUGCUCCUCUAGCUUGGGAUGGGAAAAAGAUGAGUGGUGUGGUGGAGGAACUGCUCAGAAACUCCAAAGAUAAAGCCUAUGGAGCCAAUGUCCUCAGUUGGGAUGGAGAGAUCUCUGCUGUUAGUAGAGAUGCCAUUGAAGAUGUCCGCCAUGCCCGGUGUGACACCGUGAUCGAUGAGUGGGAUGAAGACUUUGACAGGGGAAAGGUGAAGAAAGUGAAAAACUAUAAAAGAGAGAAGUGGAGAAGCGGGAGCAGCAUCUUCCAGAAGAUUCAGGACAGACGGAACAAGUGGUCUGUAACACCCGGAGGGAAGAGAGUUUUUGGAGUCCGUCGCUGAAUGUCCAGAUAGCUGUUGAGGUCAUGUUGGCUGGAAAUCGAGACAACAAUACUGUAUACCAAACUUCUGUACUUUUGUCCCCUUUCUUUUUUACCUCUCUGUUCUGUGUUCAGUUCAGACCCAAAUUCUUGAAUAAUAUAUGAGCCAAAAGCAGCACAGCAGACUGCAUUAAUGGCUUAUAACUGACCCCUUGAAUAUCAAUUUUAAACUCAACUUUUAACUAACAUGAAAUGUUGUCUUCAGGCUUCAGUAACAUCGGCCAGUGGGAUUUGACCACUCACAUCCCCCCCUUUAAUCCAGUGGCUCAAACUUUUCUAUGCAUGCAGUAUUUAACAAGACCCCCUUACACCUCAGUGUCACAUGAAUUCAUCGGUGGCACCCUUUGAGCCUUGGUUAUUGCCUCCAAAAUCCUUGAAUACAGUUUAU
Messenger RNA from Scomber japonicus (chub mackerel), 4005 nucleotides. RefSeq names its product ubiquitin specific peptidase 36 (gene usp36). NCBI's taxonomy places the organism in Eukaryota, Metazoa, Chordata, Actinopteri, Scombriformes, Scombridae. Gene Ontology annotation, biological process: regulation of apoptotic process; protein deubiquitination. The record is from RefSeq and is a predicted model, not a curated record. Bases 118 to 3579 code for a protein of 1153 amino acids. Gene Ontology annotation, cellular component: nucleus; cytosol. Gene Ontology annotation, molecular function: cysteine-type deubiquitinase activity; cysteine-type endopeptidase activity. The transcript is spliced from 20 exons.